Messenger RNA from Carlito syrichta (Philippine tarsier), 1445 nucleotides. It is a transcript of the gene QRFPR, whose product is annotated as pyroglutamylated RFamide peptide receptor. Gene Ontology annotation, cellular component: membrane. Lineage: Eukaryota; Metazoa; Chordata; Mammalia; Primates; Tarsiidae. The record is from RefSeq and is a predicted model, not a curated record. Gene Ontology annotation, biological process: G protein-coupled receptor signaling pathway. Gene Ontology annotation, molecular function: neuropeptide Y receptor activity; peptide binding. The coding region runs from base 74 to 1282 and encodes 402 amino acids. The transcript is spliced from 6 exons.
CCAUCGCUGCAGCCCGCGCGGCGCUGGGACGCGGAUGGCCCGGCAGUAGCCGGCGCGCCGGAGAGCUCGCGGCAUGCAGGCGCUCAACAUCACCCCGGAGCAGUUCUCCCGCCUGCUGCGGGGCCACAACCUGACGCGGGAGCAGUUCAUCGCGCUGUACGGGCUGCGGCCGCUCGUCUACACCCCAGAGCUGCCCGGGAGCGCUAAGCGGGCCUUCGUGUUCACCAGCGUGCUCAUCUUCGCCCUGGCGCUCUUUGGCAACGCUCUGGUGGUCUACGUGGUGACCCGCAGCAAGGCCAUGCGCACGGUCACCAACAUCUUCAUCUGCUCCUUGGCGCUCAGCGACCUGCUCAUCACGUUUUUCUGCAUCCCAGUCACGAUGCUCCAGAACAUCUCUGACAACUGGCUAGGGGGGGCCUUCAUUUGCAAAAUGGUGCCAUUUGUCCAGUCAACUGCUGUUGUAACAGAAAUUCUCACUAUGACCUGCAUUGCUGUGGAAAGGCACCAAGGACUCGUGCAUCCUUUUAAAAUGAAGUGGCAGUACACCAACCGAAGGGCAUUCACAAUGCUAGGUGUGGUCUGGCUGGUGGCAGUCAUCGUGGGAUCACCCAUGUGGCACGUGCAACGACUUGAGAUUAAGUAUGACUUCUUGUAUGAAAAAGAACACAUCUGCUGCUUGGAAGAGUGGACCAGCCCUGUGCACCAGAAAAUCUACACCACCUUUAUCCUUGUCAUCCUCUUCCUCCUACCUCUUAUGGUGAUGCUUAUCCUGUACAGUAAAAUCGGUUAUGAACUUUGGAUAAAGAAAAGAGUGGGGGAUGCUUCCGUGCUUCGAACUAUUCAUGGAAAGGAAAUGUCCAAAAUAGCCAGGAAGAAGAAGCGAGCUGUCAUUAUGAUGGUGACGGUGGUAGCUUUAUUUGCUGUGUGCUGGGCUCCAUUCCAUGUCGUUCAUAUGAUGAUUGAAUACAGUGAUUUUGAAAAGGAAUAUGAUGAUGUCACAAUCAAGAUGAUUUUUGCUAUAGUGCAAAUCAUUGGAUUUUCUAACUCCAUCUGUAAUCCCAUUGUCUAUGCAUUUAUGAAUGAAAAUUUCAAAAAAAAUGUUUUGUCUGCAGUUUGUUAUUGUAUAGUAAAAGAAACCUUGUCUCCAGCACGAAGACAUGGAAAUUCAGGAAUUACGAUGAUGCAGAAGAAAGCGAAGUUUUCCCAGAGAGAGAACCCAGUCGAGGAAACCAAAGGAGAAGCAUUCAGUGAUGGCAACAUUGAAGUCAAAUUGUGUGAAUAGCCAGAGCGGGAAAGAAGGCUCCAAUGACAUCUUGCCCUGUUUAGUUCUGAACUCUCUGAGAAUGCUGUUUUAAGCAGUGUGCAUUAAUUGUAAUGAUGUCUUCAUAUUAAUGCGUUUCCUGUUAUAAUCUGAAGAGGAAAUUAUUUUGAGCAAAGGUCAAAUA